This is a messenger RNA of Cladocopium goreaui, 2356 nucleotides long. Lineage: Eukaryota; Dinophyceae; Suessiales; Symbiodiniaceae. The record is from the annotation of a GenBank genome assembly.
AUGCUUUUGGAAUGCCAUAGGCGUUGUUUGGGACAUGAGGCUUGGGGCGCUGCAGAGGACAUCGUUUUGGGCCACUACAGGGAGGAUUCCUGGCGACGCAACUCCGGACUCAUCGGCCUGGCUGGCUCAGGUCUGGGGGUCCUUAGCGAGGCUCAGGCUGUUGCUUGUGCAGAGCAUGUUCCUGCAGCCAGCUCUGGAUAUAUCGCCGGAGGCAUCGAGCGACUGAAGCGAGGCUUAGGGUUCUCCAAGUCUGCCAUCGACGCUGGCCGCGCAGCGCGUGCGCCGCCACCUGCGCCGGUGCUGCGGAUGCGAGCAGCAGCCUAUGCCGGGGGACAGUUCAUUCGCUCCAUGGCCGCAACGGCAGUGGGCUGGUGUCCACGGGAAGAGGCCCUCGAGGUGCAGGAGGUGGAGAUGAAGGUCUUUAAUUUCAAGAACUUGGAGGAUCUGGAGCAUCUGGAGCCUACCCGGCAAUUCGAUGAGGAAGUUGAAGAGGUGGAGGGGUGGCUUCUCCUUCCAGAGGAUUCGGAAGCAUUGGUGAGGAAUUUGCUGAUGUCCUCCGCAUGUCAGGAGAGUGGCUGGGCUACCCCUGAACUGCUGGGCUCUAGCGGUGUAGAGGUACGAUUGCAUGGCAAGCGUCCUGCCUAUUUUUGUUGUGCGGUGGUCUUGGGAUGUACAGGAUUUGGCGGAGUGAAAGCCCACCCGGCCACUGGCCACUGGCCAUUGCUGGCCGCCUCAAGGGAGCUUCCGUGGAAUCGAACGAGCGUUGACAUGGUCGAGGAAUGCGCCCGGAGUCUCAGUAACUUCAAGCAGUCAACAUAUUCGUUGCAAAUGUUGCAACCCCGAGAUUUCCCGUUGCAAGCUCCUAUGUUGGUCGCGAGCGCUGGCAAUGCGGGCUUCGCUCCCGCUCCAGCAUGGCGGGUGGAGAAACCCCGAGUCGGACACCGCCCUGGUCCUUGGACACCGUUGGCCACCAGCUGCGCAGCCGCCGGCGUCGUCCGCGUGGUCCGCGUGGUCCGCGCCGUGGCGCGGAGGUUUCCAAUGGAGGCGAGGAGUGAGGCGGUGAGCUCGGCCUACAUUCACAUCCCCUUCUGUCGUCAAAAGUGCAGAUACUGCGACUUUCCCAUUGAUGUCCCAGGGAAGUCCCGCUUUGCUGUCCGCGUGCAGCGCUACAUGGCCUGUUUGCUGCAGGAGCUGCGCUCAGGCGGUGCUGGAGCCUUUCAGGAAGACUUUCAACGCAAACCCUUGGAAACGCUCUAUUUCGGCGGUGGCACUCCAUCUUUGCUGCCCAUCGACGACUUCCGCCGGAUCUUCCGCAGCGUUCGGGAGCUCUUCGGCUUGGCGAUCGAUUGCGAAGUCACUGUGGAGAUGGAUCCGGGAAGCUUCAGCAAAGAGACGGCAGAAGCCUUAGUCGGCUUGGGGAUGGUCCGUGCCAGUGUUGGCGUUCAGAGUCUGAACGACGACACCCUGCGCGCCUGCGGCCGCAGCCACUCAGCUGCUGAAGCCGUGGAAGCGCUGAAGCUGCUCCGAGAGGCAGGGGUCCGGAACAUCAGCGCUGAUCUUUUGAGCGGCUUGCCCAACCAGAAGCCUGAAGAACUCCUUUCGCACAUACAUCAGUUGGUCGACCUUGGUGUGGACCAUCUCUCAGUCUACGACUUGCAAUACGAGCCCGGCACCGCCUUCGGGAAGCGCUUCCCGGUGGCAGGUGACAACGGGCGGCCCAGCAGCGACAAGGCGGCGGAGAUGUAUGAAGCGGUGCAUUGGGGACUGGAGAAGUUGGGUUUCGAGCACUACGAGGUGUCCAACUACGCCCGCCGGUCCAGCGACGGAGCAAAACGAUCCCGGCACAACCAGGUCUAUUGGCACGGCAAGCCCUACGCCGCCUACGGCAAUGGCGCGGCAUCCUUUGUGAACUCCGUUCGUGCAAGCCGACCUCGCAGUUUGGAGGCCUACACGGCCUGGAUCGAGGCCGAUGGAGCUGCAGAGCACUUGGAGCUGGACACAUCUCAGAGGGAUCACCUGGCGGAUGCCAUGAUUGAGGCCACCAUGCUGAGCCUCCGCACCUCCGAUGGCCUGGACCUCUCCGCGCAAGACGACGAAACGCGGCGCUGCCUGCGGGCCAUCGCUGGGGCACUGCAGCGCUGGGAGGAGAGCGGCGCCGUGGAGCUGCAGCUUGACGAGUCUGGAUGCCGUUUGAAGGCCAAACUCAUCGCCCCCCAGGGGUUUCUGGUCUCAGAUGCCCUGCUUUCCGACGCCUUUGCAGCCGCUGGGCUGAAGCUUUGCAGCUUGGCGCUAAGGCCACAAAUCUUGCCAGCGCUGUGGCUUUAGAAAUGGCCUACCGCGCGGCAGCGGAGGGAGG